Conger conger (European conger) is the source of this 424-nucleotide messenger RNA. RefSeq names its product RNA polymerase II, I and III subunit K (gene polr2k). Lineage: Eukaryota; Metazoa; Chordata; Actinopteri; Anguilliformes; Congridae. Gene Ontology annotation, cellular component: RNA polymerase II, core complex; RNA polymerase I complex; RNA polymerase III complex. Gene Ontology annotation, molecular function: DNA-directed RNA polymerase activity; zinc ion binding; DNA binding. Gene Ontology annotation, biological process: DNA-templated transcription. Bases 136 to 312 code for a protein of 58 amino acids. The transcript is spliced from 4 exons. The record is from RefSeq and is a predicted model, not a curated record.
UUUGACCAAUCGUGGUAGAGCUUAUUGAAAGCCAAUACGGAGUCGUGUUUCUCACACGUUGUUUUCGGAUUGCGCGUGCGUGCCUUUCCAGGAGGUACACAAGGCAAAUAAUCUGUGAAAAAAGGAGAAUCGAAUAUGGAUCCUCAAAAAGAUCUGCCACCGCCUAAACAGCAACCCAUGAUUUACAUAUGCGGAGAAUGUCACACAGAGAACGAAAUCAAAGCCAGAGAUCCCAUCAGAUGUAGGGAGUGCGGUUACAGAAUAAUGUACAAGAAAAGAACAAAAAGAUUGGUCGUGUUUGAUGCCCGGUGAACCCUCCCAAUCCAUGGACAUAACUUUCCCCGCUCACUUUUAUUUUGAUCGUUCAGUUUCGUAAAUAUUUCUUGUUUCGUACUUUGGGAAUAAAAAAUGCUGUUAAAAUGCC